AUGAUGGGUUCAAACCCAUUGUUUCCCAAAUGGAUUCUUCUUAUGACAAACUCCUUCACUGUUUUGCAAGUUGCAUCUUGUACAUUGGUUUACUUGCAACCAUUAAACGUGGUUUUUGAACGUAAAUUUGCAGAUCUUGGGAAGGGUCAACUUUCUGUUAGAAACUUUGUGCCUCAAUUGAUAUCAAGAUACUUAUCUGUAAUUAUUACGACAACUUUGGAUGCAAUGUUUCCGUUUUUUGGAGAUAUAAUGGCAUUGUUUGGAAGCAUUUGGAUGCAUACUUUGGAUUUCAUUUUGCCUAUGCUGUUUUAUAACUUGAUGUUUAAACCAUCCAAAUUAACAAGGGGUAGUUUUUUAGGCGAAUACUAUGAUUGGUGUUGCAUCACACAUGGCCAACAACCGGAGGUGGGAGAGUUCACCAGAGAAGAUGAAAUGACUCUCAUCCACCUCUCUAGUCCAAGAAAUUAUCAAGAUCGUUGUUGGGAUCAUUACAACCCUCAUGAAUCCAAUUUGACUUCUGAGCUUCAGGGUGGUUGGAGAAAGAGCCAAAUAUGACUGUUAGACCCCAAGUAUUUUUAUGAUCUUGAAGAAAAUGCAGAAAUUGGGCAAAAUGGGUACCAAAAAAGUUAAGCAAAGAAAGAACAACACAAGAAAGAAAAGGUAUUUUGGCAGCUUAUUAUGGAAAGCCUUUCAACUGUUUUUCUAAAAAGGAAGGAGACAAGAGAAACGUGUUCCCAUUGUAAAUGCUAAGCAGCUGUGA
This is a messenger RNA of Lactuca saligna, 760 nucleotides long. The record is from the annotation of a GenBank genome assembly. NCBI's taxonomy places the organism in Eukaryota, Viridiplantae, Streptophyta, Magnoliopsida, Asterales, Asteraceae.